AGAACAAUAAACAGUCAAAUAUUUAUCUGCAGUCAAUAUCAGAGAUGUCAGUGUACAAAGAUAAAAGUCAUGAGGAACUUAGAUGGGAGGAUUAUCAACGCGGAGAUAAAGGAGGCCCAAAUUAUGCUGGACAAUUUGGAGCUGCCGUUAAUUUUCCCUCGUCAGAGAAAGCUAAUCCUUUUCGACUGACCAGUUCAAAUUCAUCUUACAACCAAACAUCUCCAUCUUCAUCAAUUGCACAAGACAGUGUGAAUCCAUCUUUCAACCGCACAAAUACUUUCUCGACUCCAGGACUGAGCAGUUUUAUUUCAUCUUCCAGCCAAAAAACUACAUUCUCAUCAUUUGCACAGAACACUGCGAAUCCGUCUUUCAACUUCACAACUACUUUCGCAACUCCAGGGCUGACCUGUGCUAAUCCUUUUCCACAAACCAGUUCUAAUUCAUUGUCCAACCAAACCCCUGCUUUCUCGCAAUUCACACAGAACAAUGCGAAUCCAUCUUUCAAUCACACACCUACAUUCACAACUUCAGGACUGAACAGAGCUAAUCCUUCUGCAGAAACCAGUAUUAAUUCAUCGUCCAACCAAACCCCUACUUUCUCUCAAUUUCAACAGAACAGUGCUAAUACAUCUUUCAAUUUCAAACCUACAUUCUCAACUUCAGGACAAACCGGGGCUAAUCCUUCUGCACAUACCAGUUCUAAUUCAUCGUUCAAUGAAACCUUCAGUUUUCCUUUCUCAAAGGAAGCAAAUCCUGGUGGCCAGACCAGCACUAACCCAUUCGCUACUGACUUUAUUUCCUCGAGCAAUUCAGUUUCCUGCUUACCAUUCUCUAUGCUGCCUAGCUCUUUUAGUUCGACCUCUUCCACUUUGAAUGGGGUUUCAACCAUCUCCUCGCCAUUCGAUACAUCUUCAACUCCAUCUAUUAUGCAGACAACAUCUCCAAUUUUUCUGUAUUUCAUAGUACCUCAAAGCCCACAGUUCACUACACCACCGAGCUCUUUUAGCUCAAUCUCUUCAACUUCGAUCGCCACCUCCACACCAUUCACUACAUCUUUACAAUUUCCUAUGGCCAGUCAAUGGAAUUCUGGUCAAACAAAUCCUUCGACUUUGCCUGCUUCUCAAGUGGCUAGCGCUGCUCAGACAUCAAGUUACGUAAUUCCGACACACCCAGCAUCUUCCACGUCCAACUGUGAGUUCAAAGCUCCUCAGGGUCUCUUUGCACAACUACCGAACACUAAGUGCAACAUGGUCACUGAACCAGUGUCUACAGCUAAUCCUUGGGGAACAUUGCCAGCACCACCUCGGAUCUUUUCUGGUCAAAGAGGCUCUGAACAUGUUCAAUAUGGGAUUUCUAGCAUGCCUGUUGCUGAGAAGUCCACGCCAACCAAAACAUCGAGCUUAUCAGCUCUUAGACACUUGUCUCAAAGAAGGAUUAGUUUGCCUCUGAGGAAAUAUAAUGCUAAAGUUGAUGGUCCAAAGGCAUCAUUCUUCAUGGAGGAUGAAGGACAACAGACAUCAUCAGGGGUUGAUAUAUUUUUCAAACCAAGGGAGAAGCCAAGAUCAUUCGUUAUUCGCCAAAGUGAACAGUGGCCCUCAAGAGCUAGCAUUGAGAGCCAGUCUAUUCCAACUAAUGAAAAUGAAAGCCCAGCAGGAAACACCUGUAUGAGAGAGAAGAAGCAGAAUUUAAUCACCAAUGGCCAUUUUCAUAAACUAACCGAUUCAUCAUACAUCAAUUUUAAAGUCUAUGAGCACUGUGAUGAUAUUGAUACUCUGAUGCCCAAACUUCCAAACACUGAGUACUACACCGAGCCAAGAAUCCCUGAGCUAGCUGCUAAGGAGAGACAAGAGCCAGGAUUCUGUUGCCAUGUGAAGGACUUUGUAAUUGGACGGCAUGGAUAUGGAAGUAUCAAGUUCAAAGGCGAGACUGAUGUCAGAUAUCUCGAUCUUGAGUCCAUUGUCCAGUUCAAUGACCGAGAGGUGAUUGUGUACAAAGACGAGAACAUGAAACCUCCGGUUGGAGAGGGACUCAACAAGCCAGCGGAGGUGACGCUUCUUAAUAUCAAGUGUGUUGACAAGAAGACAGGAGCGUGUUAUACUGAGGGGAUCAAGGUGGAGAAGUUUAAGGAGAAGUUGAUGAAGAAGACUGAGGAGCAGAAGGCUGAGUUUGUUUCAUUUAAUGCUGUUAAAGGGUUUUGGAAGUUUAGGGUUAAGCACUUCUAAUUGUUACAAGUCUGAAGAUGGAGAUUUGGUGAAUUGGUCUGCUGUGGAUAUGUAGCUUUGAGUUUUUGUUUUUUUUUUAAAUCCUUUUUAUUUUCCUUUUUGUCAAUUUUGUGCAUUUGUCAGAUAAAUAUUGCAUGGUUAUUUUUGUUUUAGUGCGGUGCUGAUGGU
Molecule: messenger RNA, 2390 nt
Organism: Asparagus officinalis (garden asparagus)
Lineage: Eukaryota; Viridiplantae; Streptophyta; Magnoliopsida; Asparagales; Asparagaceae
Product: nuclear pore complex protein NUP98A-like
Exons: 8
Coding region: 45-2222 (725 amino acids)
Biological process (GO): post-transcriptional tethering of RNA polymerase II gene DNA at nuclear periphery; RNA export from nucleus; protein import into nucleus
Cellular component (GO): nuclear pore cytoplasmic filaments; nuclear pore
Molecular function (GO): structural constituent of nuclear pore
Source: RefSeq, a predicted model, not a curated record